AUGCAUCUGAGAGGAAACAGGCUUUUGGAAACCAUCGAUAGUUCAAAAAUGGUGUCGGAUGAGAAAAAGGCAAAAGCCAUGAUAUUUUUACGACACCACAUCCACGAUGGUUUAAAGGAUGAAUAUAUUACAAAAGAGGAUCCUUGUGACCUCUGGAAAUCUUUAAAAGAGAGGUUCGAUCAUCAGAAAUAUGUGAUCUUACCGGAAGCUAAACACGAGUGGAUCCAUCUCCGGUUCCAGGAUUACAAAAGUGUUAGUGAGUUUAAUUCCGCGAUGUUAGGAAUUACUUCGAGGAUAAUGUUAUGUGCAGAGAAAAUAAUUGAUUAUGAUAUGAUCGAAAAAAUUCUCUCUACGUUCCAUCCUGAAAAUGUAAUCAUGCAGCAACAGUACCAGGUGAAUGGAUAUACCCGUUACUCGGAGUUGAUGCAAGUCCUCCUUGUUGCGGAGAAGAAUAAUCAACUCGUGACUUUAAACCAUCAAGCUCGUUCCACUGGACGAGGUCAUGGACGUGGUGAAAACCGUUAUCAUGGUCGUAGAAGAGGACGAGGAAGAAAAUUUCGUCCCUAUGAUGAAAGAGAUAACAAAAACUUCCACGAAAAUGAAAAGAAUGAAAAGGGCCAGGAUGAUAAAAGGCAAACGGGAAAG
Brassica napus (rape) is the source of this 645-nucleotide messenger RNA. RefSeq lists its product as uncharacterized. The transcript has a single exon. The annotation marks the transcript as partial. Lineage: Eukaryota; Viridiplantae; Streptophyta; Magnoliopsida; Brassicales; Brassicaceae. The record is from RefSeq and is a predicted model, not a curated record.